Messenger RNA from Panicum hallii, 1720 nucleotides. RefSeq names its product 50S ribosomal protein L1. Gene Ontology annotation, molecular function: structural constituent of ribosome; RNA binding. Gene Ontology annotation, biological process: translation. The record is from RefSeq and is a predicted model, not a curated record. Gene Ontology annotation, cellular component: large ribosomal subunit. The transcript is spliced from 10 exons. The coding region runs from base 95 to 1327 and encodes 410 amino acids. Lineage: Eukaryota; Viridiplantae; Streptophyta; Magnoliopsida; Poales; Poaceae.
GAACCCUCCCCCAUUUCCUUCCUUCUCCUCCCCCGACUAAACCCCCAAGGCCUCGCCAGUCGCCGCCGGCCGCCGCAACCAGUCGCCUCCCGCGAUGGCUCACCUCCGGCUCCUCCUCUCCCACUCGCGGCGCCAUCCGCAGCCCCACCGCCUGCUCUCCCUUCUCCACUUCUCCUCCGAUGCCAGCUCCGGCUCCGCCCCGCGGCCGCCGCCCAUCAAGCCCGUCUCCUACGCCCCGAAGCCGCAGCAGGAGGCCCCGCCCGAGGAGCCCGCCGCCCCGCCGCCGGCCCCGGAAGCUGACCGGGGCCCCCAGUCCCCGCUGCCGCGGCGGCCGCAGCAGCAGAUGCCGCCGCGGGAGUGGACGAGGCAGGAUAUGCGGUUCGUGAAGGACGCGGCGCCGGUGAUCUCGCCCGUGUCGUACCCUUCCAAGGUCGCACCGCUGCCAGAGGACCGCCCGGCCGGCGGGCAGGCGGAUGGGGCGCCGGAUGAGGGGCUGCGGGGGGAGGGGGAGCGGAUCCAGAUGGACGCGGCGCGGGCCACGAGGAGCAUCUUCGGCGUGCAGGUCGAGGAGGAACAGGUGCCGUACCCGACGAUCAUACCCGUCGUCAAGCGGCCGCAGAAGGUCGCCAUUGAUCUCGUUGAUGCCAUCCGCCAACUCAAGGCAAGUACAAAUGAGAAGAAGCGGAAUUUUGUUGAAACGGUUGAAGCUCAUGUGACAUUAGGUGUUGAUCCACGUCGCGGUGACCAGAUGGUUCGUGGUGCCUUAACAUUACCUCAUGGCACUGGCAAGACUGUUAGGGUAGCGGUAUUUGCUGAAGGUCCUGCAGCCGAAGAAGCUAGAGCUGCUGGAGCAGAUGUUGUAGGUGGUGAUGAGUUGAUCGAGGAGAUCCGCAAAGGAGGAGGCAAACUAAGCUUUGACAAGUGCAUAGCAACCCCGAUGUUCAUGCCCCGUCUUUCAAAGGUUGCUAGGAUAUUGGGUCCACGUGGUUUGAUGCCUAAUCCUAAGCUAGGGUCUGUGACAAAUGAUGUUUCUGGUGCUGUCAAAGCGGCAAAAUCAGGCCGUGUUGAUUUCAAAAUAGAUAAAACUGCUAUAGUGCAUGUUGGCCUUGGAAAGGUGAACUUUUCUGAGGAGAGUUUACGUGAAAAUAUUGGUGCUUUUGUGCAUGCACUUUUACUUGCUAAGCCAGUGGGUUUAAAGAAAACUUCAAAAUAUGUAGGAUAUGUGAAGAAGUUCACACUGAGUAGCACAAUGGGACCUGGAUUUCCUAUUACCAUACCAUCAUUAUCUGUUGCUGCUGAUCAUUAUAACAAGGUGCAAGUCAGCUAAGACAAUACAAUAAAAAGGUGAAUGGAACUUUCUUUCUCCGCUAACCGUGGCUUGCAGAUGGUAGCCUGUUUGGCAGUGGAGCAUAACUGAUAACCAGGUUGAGAACAUUUGGAUGAUUGGCUGUUUUGCUACUGGGAAUGAUAAUUUUGUGGACGAGAACAUUCGGCAAACAUUAUCUCGUUAGAUCUCCUGGCAUUUCACAGGGGAUGUUUAGUUUGUCCUUGGGUCACUGCAUUUUUGUGAUUGGUGUUGCUGGUCCACUUUUGUCAUCCAAGGUUUUCGCAUUUUGUAUGAAAUGUAACCACGAAUUUCUUACUAGAAAGACUGUAGUUUUAGGGCAUCUCUUAUUUUUUAUAAUAAUAAAUGAAGUAUUGAACCAUGCUUCUGAAUACU